Salvia splendens (bonfire salvia) is the source of this 1691-nucleotide messenger RNA. Its product is annotated as protein MCM10 homolog. The record is from RefSeq and is a predicted model, not a curated record. Gene Ontology annotation, cellular component: nuclear replication fork; nucleus. Gene Ontology annotation, molecular function: DNA replication origin binding; single-stranded DNA binding. Gene Ontology annotation, biological process: DNA replication; DNA replication initiation. NCBI's taxonomy places the organism in Eukaryota, Viridiplantae, Streptophyta, Magnoliopsida, Lamiales, Lamiaceae. Bases 289 to 1491 code for a protein of 400 amino acids. The transcript is spliced from 11 exons.
UAGUACUUAUUAUAAAAAUAGCUAAGUUUAGCAACUAUUUUUAUACAAAAAUUAUAAUUUGAGUAACUAUUUAUAAAAUUAAACCAAAAAUUGUAGAAAUGUUUGAAACCAUUAAGAAAAUGAAAAUGAUAAGAAUUUCAUUGUUCUUCCCUCCAAAAAUUUCAAAAGUUUCCCGCAAAAUGAAAGAAAUCUAAAACCCUAGUUCAGUUUGGAUCCCCAUUUUCAUUUUCUCAAACCAGACGCAAAUACAGAAAUCAAGCGUUGUUAACUCAGUAAUCAGCGAAGACAAUGUCGACACCUAACCACCAAGACGAUCUCGAUCUCCUCAUGUCGCUCGAGGAUCGCGUGCUCGAAACGCCACCGGCUUCUCCAUCAGGGUAUUUGUCAGAUGAUGGGAGGCAACAGCGAACUGGGCCUGUGGAUUUGUCUGCUUUCCGAGAUGUGGUGGGAGAUUGCCUUGAUUAUGAUGCUAAAGAUGCCAAGAGAGCUCGGAGCUCUGGGAAGAGCAAGAGCAAAAGCUCGAAAGAUAUUGAAGUUGAGAAGUUUUCAGGAUUGCGAAUCAGGAAUCCAGUGGUCUCCCGUGUUGAGUUGAGCAACCAUUUAUCGGAUAUUAAAUAUGUUCAGUUAGACACAAUAAAGAAUUUGAUAAAAGGAGAUACUCUGUCUGGGUGUUGGGCCACUAUUGGUGUUUUAGCAGAAAAGGGUGCACCGAGGAUGAGUUCUAUAGGAAAGACUUUUGCAAUUUGGAAAAUUGGAUGCUUAGGUGAUGAGACCAUUUCUCUCUUCUUGUUUGGGGAUGCAUAUCAAAAGAGCUGUGAGGCGAAAGUUGGAACCAUCUUCGCCCUACUCAAUUGCAGCAUCCGCAAAGAUAAACCAGGAACAUUUUCAUUGAGUAUCUUUGCAGCUAAGCAUAUUCUGAAGCUAGGCACUUCUGCAGAUAUGGGGGUUUGUCAGGGAAAAGGAAAGGAAGGAGCCCCUUGCACAGCAGUUAUCGACAAACGGCGUAGAAAAUUCUGCAACUUCCACGCACAGAAUUCUUCGAAGAAAUACACAUCUACAAGGACAGAGCUCAAAGGAGGGAAUUUAAGGACAGGCUACAGAGAUUAUCUCAAGUCUGAAGGAAUCUAUGUGGUGAAACCUAAAGAAGAGAAAACAAGCUCAACAAAGUCUACUAAGUUAUUGUCUGUGGAAGGACUUAAGAGAGCAUUGAGCAAGGCAGCCAAAGUGACAACAAAUGUACACUCUCAAGGAAUAAGGUUUAUGAAUCACAUCACAGCGGAAAGGGAUAUCAAAUUGAACAAAGCCGCUAGCCUUCCACGUCAGCAAACGAGUAGACCAGACAACAACAGGUUGGUCAGAUUCAGAAAAGGCCAAGAACCAGAUGCCAAGAGAUUGAAAGCAGAUCCGAAGAAGUCCCAAGAAAAGAACACCAAAGAGGUUGGUGUUAAGAUGAUUGAGUUAGAUUUUCCUAGUUCCGAUGAAGAGCUUUGACCUCCUACUUGUCUCCCGAAUUCUUGAAAAUUUUGAAGAUUUACCGUACAAAAGCUUGUGUCGCUAUUUGAUUGGGCGAAAUUUUUGAUAGACGGAUUGGGGUUGAAGCACUGUCUAAUAAUUCUUGAUCCGUCAACCAAUCUGAGAAGGAUUAUGUAUUUAUUUAUCUGGAAAAUUUUGGGCUCAUUUUUUAUUUUACA